AUGCGAGUGUGGAUCCUUUUACUGUUGCUGCUACUACUUCUUAGGAGUGAUGAUGUACACUCCGUUUCUGAGUACUUGAUUGGUGUUGGAAGCCAUGAUAUCACUGGUCCUGCAGCUGAUGUCAAUAUGAUGGGUUAUGCCAACGGAGAGCAAAUUGCAUCUGGGGUUCACUUCAGGCUGCGGGCCAGAGCUUUUAUUGUUGCUCAGCCUGAUGGUAACCGGGUAGUAUUUGUGAACCUCGACGCUUGCAUGGCUUCUCAGAUUGUUGUCAUCAAAGUAAUUGAGAGACUGAAAGCAAGAUAUGGUGAUCUAUACACUGAAAAGAAUGUGGCUAUUAGCGGAAUUCACACUCAUGCUGGUCCUGGGGGUUAUCUCCAGUAUGUCGUGUACAUUGUGACAUCUCUUGGAUUUGUUCGACAGUCAUUUGAUGUCAUUGUCGAUGGCAUUGAGAAAUGUGUAGUCCAAGCCCAUGAAAAUCUCCAGCCAGGAUCAAUAUUUGUCAAUAAGGGAGAACUCUUAGAUGCUGGUGUGAAUCGCAGUCCUAGUGCUUAUCUGAACAAUCCUAAUGAAGAGAGAAGCAAAUACAAGUAUAAUGUUGAUAAAGAAAUGACUUUGUUAAAGUUUGUUGAUGAUGAAUGGGGUCCUUUGGGAAGUUUCAAUUGGUUUGCUACUCAUGGUACUUCAAUGAGCCGAACAAACUCAUUAAUUAGCGGGGAUAAUAAGGGUGCAGCUGCACGAUUUAUGGAAGACUGGUUUGAGGGAAAAAGGUCAGUAAGAAUGGAUUCUGCUGGAAUUGAAAAUGACGGAAUCCCUCGGAGAAUUUCAAACAUAAUUCCCAGCAUUCAUGAAAAACACCAUGAAUUACUGGAGCUUGCUGCCUCAUUCCAAUCUUCUCCUGGUAAACCUGCAACCAAAAUGUCAAGUGUUGCUAGACGUGUGAGAGGUGUCCUUAGGCAGGUUGACAAGCCUAUUUUUGUAUCUGCGUUUUGUCAAUCAAAUUGUGGGGAUGUUAGUCCAAAUGUGCUUGGAGCUUUUUGUAUAGACACUGGACUACCUUGUGACUUCAAUCAUAGUACAUGCGGAGGAAAGAAUGAAUUGUGCUAUGGCCGAGGACCUGGUUAUCCAGAUGAAUUUGAAAGUACCAGAAUUAUAGGUGAGAGACAGUUUAGGAAAGCAGUGGAGCUAUUCAACGGAGCAUCUGAACAGAUUAAAGGGAAGGUUGAUUUUCGACAUGCUUUCAUAGAUUUUUCCCAGCUUGAGGUAAAUCUUUCAAAAGUAGGAGCUUCUGAGGUCGUAAAGACAUGCCCUGCUGCAAUGGGAUUUUCAUUUGCUGCUGGAACAACAGAUGGACCUGGAGCUUUUGACUUUAAGCAAGGUGAUGUUGAGGGAAAUGAUUUCUGGAAGCUGGUCCGCAAUUUACUUAAAACACCAAGCCAGAAACAAAUAGACUGUCAUCACCCAAAGCCCAUUUUGCUUGAUACUGGUGAAAUGAAGCUACCAUAUGAUUGGGCACCUUCAAUACUUCCAAUCCAGAUCCUCCGAGUUGGGCAGUUUGUUAUUCUUAGUGUACCUGGAGAAUUCACAACAAUGGCUGGGAGGCGUCUUCGUGAUGCAGUCAAGUCAGUGCUAAGUGGCAACAAAGGCUAUGGUAGCAACAUUCAUGUUGUUAUAGCAGGGUUGACCAAUACUUAUUCACAGUAUAUUACUACUUACGAAGAGUACGAGAAGCAAAGAUAUGAGGGUGCUUCCACGCUGUACGGUCCACACACACUGAAUGCUUACAUUCAGGAGUUUACAAAGCUUGCGCGUGCUCUCAUCAGUGGUCAGCCUGUAGAAUCGGGCUCUCAACCCCCUGACCUCUUAGAUAAGCAAAUUAGCUUAUUAGCACCUGUUGUGAUGGAUGCAACCCCUAUCGGUGUAAGUUUUGGGGACUGUAGCUCUGAUGUUCCCAAGAACUCUACCUUUAAACGGGGUGACAUGGUAUCUGUUACUUUCUGGUCUGGGUGCCCACGCAAUGACCUUAUGACUGAAGGCACUUUUUCCCUGGUAGAAUUCCUCCAAGGCAAGAAUACUUGGGUUUCUGUUUAUGAUGACGAUGAUUUCUGCCUGCGCUUUAAAUGGUCAAGACCAUUUAAGCUUAGCACUCACAGUAAGGCCACCAUAGAAUGGAGAAUCCCUCGGGAUGCAACUCCUGGUAUAUAUAGAAUCAAACAUUUUGGGGCUGCUAAGAGUCUGUUAGGAGCAAUUCGUCACUUUACUGGUUCUUCUAGUGCAUUUGUAGUUACGUAG
Sphenostylis stenocarpa is the source of this 2289-nucleotide messenger RNA. The record is from the annotation of a GenBank genome assembly. Lineage: Eukaryota; Viridiplantae; Streptophyta; Magnoliopsida; Fabales; Fabaceae.